GUUAGCCCCAUCGUCGGACUCGGUUCCUUCCAAACUCGCCUCUCCAGCGGAGGAGUUCAAGGAUCGAAAGAAGAAGAAAGACGAAAUCGAUCCCUUUCUUUUUAAGCAAGAAGAAGACGAAUAAAAAUAAACUAAAGUAAGAGGAAAUCUCUCUGUGUUUGGGACAAUAAUUCGGUGAAAGAAGACUGAGAAAGAAGAGAACAAUCAUCCGGUGCAGUUGUUGUACGAUUUUAGAGUGUCGCGGAGCAGGCGCUGCGUGCUUUGGGUAAUUAAGGUUAGAGAUUCUUCUGCUACUGCUUGGUUAGAUUAAUCUUUGAUGUGUUGUUCUAUCUGCCCAUCGUCCGAUUCGGGACAGGAGUGUUCUUCUUUUGUUUGUUAUCGUUGAACAAAUUGAACAAUUCACAUCUUGAUGUCAAAGAACGUCAUCUAGAUGUUAAAACUGCCAUUUUGACUUCGAUCGUGGCUGGAAAUUUGGGGCAACAAAUGUUUUUGUUCUUUUGAUUAACUUUGUGUGUUGUUCUUUAUAUAUAUGUUAUAUUUUUCUGUGUGUAUGUUUUUGUCUUAUUAGAGAGAAAUAAGAUUCAUUUUUUCAGCGCAGUUCACCAUCUCUCUGUAUGCUUAUUAUUGAAUUCUUGUGAUAGUGAGUUGUUAUUUCCAGCAAUGUGGUUUUGAUGUCUUUGAACCUGGUGGUAGUUUCUGGAUCUGAGAUUGAUUUGAUGCUAGGGGAGUGUUAUGAUCUUUGCAUAUGAGUUAUUGGAGGAGCAUCUUGCCAAAUUAGCACUUGUGACUUGGAAUCUAAGGUUCCAUUUGAGGACAAACUCCGGUUAGAUCUAUACCAAAGAUUGGGAGAAAAGGAUCAGAUCGUUUCAUUUUUGUUCGUGGUGAGUUUUUGGGAUCUUCAAGUACUUUGAUUGUGAUUUGGGAGGUCAUAAACUCUCAUCACCCGCCGGACUUCUCCCAUGCCUGGCUUUAGUGCUUCUGAAGGAACAAAGUGCUUCGCAUGAGAUUGAUUGUGGAUGAAUCUGAUGUUUAUGGAGCACAUGAUGGAACUUGGAACGGAUGCACAUAAUCUUACUGAAUGAAUCUGCAAGACCUGGAGAUACCCAUUUGUAUACAGGCAGGACUAGUGGAAUGAGAAUAUGCAUAUAGUUGUAUUAAGUGAAAAUUAUUGAUAAAGGAUAGAUGUUUCUUGCUUCUAAUUAAGCUUGUGCAUUAUAUUUUUGAAGAUUAUGCCUUUCUGUGGAUUCCUAAAUUUCUUUGCUUGAGGUAUAUUAGCAGCAGCGACCGAAUGUGGGGUUAAUGUGGGGUUUCGUAAGGAAUGUACUUCAAGUUGGUGCAGGAGAUCAUAUCUUAAAGAUAGCGGAAGAGGUCACCGACCCCCCUUUUACAUAUGUCUUCUAACUCUGAGCUUCACGAAACUUGCUAAUAUGACUAUUUAUGUUUCAAGGCACGUUGCUUACGGCAUAAAAUUAUUGCAGGUAUUACUUGAGAUUGUUUGGUAAUGGAAGGAAAAAAGGAAAGAAAUAAUGAUAUGCAGAUGGCACAUUUAGAAGAACUUGAAAAUUACUGCACCAAUUUCAUGAAAUUGUUUGAUAAUGGAAAGGAAAAAAUAAAAGUAAAGUUUGUAUAUGCCUAUUUCAUGUUGAGGAACUUGAUAAAUGAUCUCUCUUCCUCAGUUAUAUGAUGGUGGAUAUUGCUCACUCUUAUAUUUUGGACCAGCUGACAGUAAUAGGUGUUAAAUUAGAAAUCAAUCUUUCUUGGGACAUUUAAAUUUUUGUUACCAGACAAUUCCAGCACUUAGUGUCAGUAUUCUAAAUCACAUGUAUGAAGUGCAUCUAAAAGAAUUCGAGAGUGAAUGCCAUACAUGCUUAAUUCUUUCACUUGAUUGUAGCAGAUGACUUCAAAAUCCACAUGGAUUAGACACCAGCAAUCUUCACAUACAUGAGUGUAUCAGUGGUAUUAGUAUUUCUACCAGUUGUUAACAGGGGAUGAGAUUGGUAUAGUGAAGCAAUUGAAAUGCAAGAAAUUAUUUCAAAAGCCAAUCCCUCAUUCCUUAUUGUACCUGUCUCCUAUGAAACCAUUCAAGAUAACCUAAUUCCCAAAGAUGUAUUCUUCAUAUGAUGGUUGGUGUUACAAACUUCUUGCCUUUGGUAUUUAUGUGAGUGCAUGUAUGAUAAAUUGAUGAUAAUUACUCUUCGAACACAGUGUUGGGUUGAGUGCUUGUCUAGAAAUCUUAUUUAAUUUAGAGCCAUGUUAAAGAUGUCAUGAUUGGAAACAACUUUCUUGUAUGAUUUUUGUUUCUGUGUCGAUGACACGAGUUGAUAAAGAUUAAUGCAGAUUCCAGAGUAUUUUUUGAUUUGGCCACAACCUAUUUCUGCCACGAUCGUUUUUUUUUAUUUUAUGUAGAUGAUUAGAUGUUCUUAUCUUAUCAAAGGUCAGAAUAUGUUCUUUUUGGUGCUUAUCUUUUCUUAAAUUGCUGCAAAGCUUAUUGCUGUUACAGAUUUUGUAGCUCUCAGAUGUAAAUAGUGAUAGUUAAUCCACCUUUGCAUUUUUAAUCAGUUUGACACUAAACAGUUACAGCAGUGUAUUGGAGAUGGCCGAUAACAAAGAAAACACCUCCAAGAAUCCAGAUACCAUUGGUCUACAAAAACAAUGGGAUGAGGUUCUGUGCCCCAUCUGCAUGGAUCAUCCUCACAAUGCUGUGGUUCUCAUAUGCACUUCAUAUGAAAAAGGUUGCAGAUCUUACAUUUGUGAUACAAGUUACAGGCAUUCAAAUUGCCUCGAUCAAUUCAGAAAAUUGAGAAUGAGCUCUAGUGACAGCCCAUCUGGUUCCACCUCUACCAUCCUUGAGAAUGUUGAUUCAGGGAGAUCUCGCUUGGGCUCUCCUUACACCCUAGAAUCUGCUUCCUUUCCUGGCGCCCUAGGGACAAGAACAGACAUAGAGACCCAUGGUGGUUACAGUUUUAAUGAUAGAAUGACUACUGGUUUAGUCGAAGACUUAGACAACACUGGGGAUAGACAAGCACAAGAUAGAUAUUUAGCAUCUCAGGUAGAAGCAAAUGUUAGUUUUGAUGAAUCUGGUGGUGGUAAUGCACCAGAAGACAAUUGCUUGAAGUGCCCUCUCUGCCGGGGUGUUGUACUGGGUUGGAUGAUUGUUAAAGAAGCUAGACAGUAUCUGGACCAGAAGCUAAGAAGCUGCUCCAGGGAAUCAUGCUUAUAUUCUGGAAACUACCAGGAGCUUCGUAUACAUGCCAGGAGAAUCCAUCCAACGACAAGGCCUGCUGAGGUUGAUCCAUCAAGGCAACGUGCUUGGCGCCACCUAGAACACCAGCAGGAGUAUAGUGACAUCCUCAGUGCCAUCAGAUCAGCAUUGCCAGGGUCAGUUGUAUUUGGGGAUUAUGUUAUCAAUGAUGGGGAGAACCUGUCAGGUGAUCGGAAUGCACCGUGGUGGCCUACGCUUCUGCUGCUUCACAUGAUCAGUGGUCCAAUAGGUUCAUCAUUUGAUGAACGGAGAAGCUCUUCAAGGGCUGGGAGGGCUCGUCGGCGCUCCUCAACACGCCGCUACUUAUGGGGUGAGAACUUGUUAGGCCUACAAGAGGAUGAUGGUUGGAACUCAGAUGACAACAUCCUGAUAUCAAGGAGGCGUAGGAGGAUAAUGAGAUCAAGAUGGGAUGAGGAACAGCAGCCAUGAGGUUAUUUGCUUUUCAGCUGUUUCUGGUGUUCUAUGAAUUCUUUUGCUUGCUUCUUCUUCUUCUUCUCCACUAAGGAUCGGCUUUGCAAUACUGUUCCAGUUGUUUACACUGCAUUUAGUCUCUACUGAUGCCACUCAGAUCAUGAUAUUGGGUAUCUUGGUAGCAGUUUCGGAUUUGUGGACUCUUCACAAAAGCAUAUAUUGCAGACAAAGUGGCUAUCAUUGUUGAUCAUUUGUGACCAAACCUAAUGAUGUCAGCUAUUUCAAGCCUCCUAUAUGUUAAAAUUGGUCACAGACGAAAUUGUAUCUCAGGUUAGAUAUGCCUUUUCUAGUGGUCAUAAUCAUGUGUCGCAAAACUUUAUUUUUUACUGUAUAACUAAUGCAAUUCCAAAAUUAUAACAAUGUAGGUUGAUCUUGAAUUUGUAUGAUUUGCAUGAAAAGAUUUCUUGACACUAUCCA
Messenger RNA from Musa acuminata AAA Group (dessert banana), 4150 nucleotides. RefSeq lists its product as uncharacterized. The record is from RefSeq and is a predicted model, not a curated record. The coding region runs from base 2594 to 3691 and encodes 365 amino acids. Lineage: Eukaryota; Viridiplantae; Streptophyta; Magnoliopsida; Zingiberales; Musaceae. The transcript has 2 exons.